This is a messenger RNA of Fundulus heteroclitus (mummichog), 1959 nucleotides long. RefSeq names its product hexosaminidase A (alpha polypeptide) (gene hexa). The coding region runs from base 38 to 1696 and encodes 552 amino acids. Gene Ontology annotation, molecular function: beta-N-acetylhexosaminidase activity. NCBI's taxonomy places the organism in Eukaryota, Metazoa, Chordata, Actinopteri, Cyprinodontiformes, Fundulidae. Gene Ontology annotation, biological process: carbohydrate metabolic process; ganglioside catabolic process; glycosaminoglycan metabolic process. Gene Ontology annotation, cellular component: membrane. The transcript has 14 exons. The record is from RefSeq and is a predicted model, not a curated record.
GCUGCCUGUUGUUUACCUCACGUGACUGCGUGCGCCUAUGCAUCUGACUGGCUCAGUUGGCCAGAACGUUGAAACGUCUAAUAUGAAAGUCAUGUGUUCAAUAAGUCCUGGACAUUGCUCUCUGAUGAACUACAGCUUCCUGCUACUGAUCAUACUGCGGCUUGGCUUGGACACCGUGGAAGGUGUGUGGCCUUUACCGCAAAGCUUUCUCCCUUGGCCAGAGAGGUAUCCACUGAAACCCCAGUCUUUCACCUUUGGAUACAGAAGACACUUGGCCGCACAGCACCGCUGUUCUGUUCUGGAUGCUGCAUUCAAGCGAUACUUUUCCAUUUUAUUUCCAGACAACCCUUCUGGAAAUGAUUCUCUGCGAUUCAGGGAGAAUGAGGUAUUUACUCUCACAAUCAGUCUUGACCGUCAUGACUGUGAAGGUUACCCAAGUCAAGACUCUUCUGAGAGAUACAAAUUGAGUGUCUCUGCUGGGCAAGCAUCUCUAUAUGCCGAAACUGUGUGGGGUGCUCUAAGAGGUCUAGAAACCUUCAGUCAGCUGGUGUAUCAAGAUGAUUUUGGCUCAUAUUACAUCAACAAGACUGAUAUUGAGGACUUCCCACAGUUUAAAUACAGGGGGAUUUUACUGGACACUUCACGCCACUAUAUACCAGUGCAGGCCAUUUUAAAAACUCUGGAUGCAAUGGCCUACAAUAAGUUUAAUGUGUUUCAUUGGCACAUUGUUGAUGAUCCAUCCUUUCCUUACCAAAGCCGCACAUUUCCAGACCUUUCCAGUAAGGGGGCUUUCCACCCGAUGACUCACAUCUACACACAGUCAGAUGUGAGAAGGGUGAUAUCAUAUGCCAGGAUGCGAGGGAUAAGAGUCCUUCCUGAGUUUGAUUCACCAGGCCAUACUAAUUCUUGGGGAAAAGGUAAGCCUGAGCUGUUGACUCCCUGCUACCAAGGGGGCUCUCCUUCAGGGACUUUUGGACCUGUUAAUCCAUCAUUACCUUCCACCUAUCAGUUCAUGGCAUCCCUUUUUAAGGAAGUGGCCUCAGUGUUUCCUGACUCCCAUGUCCACUUAGGAGGGGAUGAGGUUGACUUUUCUUGCUGGAGAUCAAACCCUUACAUUCGUGUGUUUAUGCACAAGAUGGGUUUUGGAGUGGACUUUUCUAAACUGGAAGCAUUCUACAUUGAAAAGAUUGUGAACAUCACAACAUCUCUGAAGAAGACCCCUGUUGUGUGGCAGGAUGUUUUUGAUUACCAUAAACGACGCAAGUCUUUGUCAGUGGUGGAGGUAUGGAAACAGGGCUGUUACCUGUGUGAAGUACGCAGGGUUGUUAAAGCGGGGCUCCGGGUGAUUCUGGCCUCUCCAUGGUAUCUGGACCAGCCUGGACCCACACACAACUGGGCCCGCUACUAUAACGUGUGGCCUCUAGCCUUUAAGGGUACUGAGGAGCAGAAGAGGCUGGUGAUUGGGGGAGAAGUCUGCUUGUGGGGCGAAUAUGUAGAUGCCACCAACCUAUCCCCUCGUCUCUGGCCAAGAGCAAGUGCUGCUGCGGAGAGACUGUGGAGCAAUGAGAGACAGACCUCCAGUGUGGACAGAGCAUUUCUGAGACUGCAGGAGUUUCGAUGCAAGCUCCUGAGGCGUGGAAUCCAAGCUGAGCCUCUUUAUGUGGGCCACUGCAGACAUGAGUAUCAAAGUGUUUGAGGAUGAUUUGACAUUCAAAAUGUUUUGAUCUUUUGGAGAAAAAAAACAAGAAAAGGGGGAAGAAAAUACAAAGAAAAUUCAAUAUUUGACCCCUAAAGGUUUUAAUAAAUAUAUAGCUACCAAAUUGUAUGCUAAAAAUAUAAAAAUCCAUUAUUUUUCAGAUACCUUUUAGCUUUAUGUUUACUUUUAAAAUCUUGUGUAACAUGCUGAGCUUAUUUUUUUUUUUGAAAUAUAAUAAAACAAAUUGCGUGCAGACAAUGUCA